Molecule: messenger RNA, 7278 nt
Organism: Symbiodinium sp. CCMP2456
Lineage: Eukaryota; Dinophyceae; Suessiales; Symbiodiniaceae
Source: the annotation of a GenBank genome assembly
AUGGAAGGUCUUCAAAUUAGCCGCUUCCCUGCGACACAGGUGAGAGCAACCAGCUCAUCUUUCGGUUCGUGCUCGGCAUCGAACCCGUGCGGCCUCAAUAGGAGAAGAGAUUUGUUUGCAGGCUCAGAAGGUGGAGCACGCUCUCGCAUCGACAGAUGGCUUGUUGUAGCAGGUUUUGCGCAACUCGGACGAGUGGUGUCGAAGAAAUCACGGUUGACGUCAAGGCAGAAACAGUGGCUGCUUCACUCACGGCUCUCGUCGGUGGCAUGUUUCGCUACUGGGCAAGAUUGGACUCGCCGAGACCAGCUGUUGCAAAUUGAAGAAAAUAUGCAGCAACUUUGGGAAGAACACAAAGCUUACGAGAUUGAUGCACCCGAAGAUGCAAGCUCUUCAACAGAAAAGUACUUCGUCACCUUUCCCUUCCCUUACAUGAACGGAAAGCUUCACCUCGGCCAUGCUUUUUCAAUCACAAAGGCAGAGUUUGCAGUUCGCUUCCAGCGUCUCCAAGGAAAGCGAGCCCUCUUCCCCUUCGGCUUCCAUUGUACCGGCAUGCCGAUUGCCGCAGCCGCAUUGAAACUGAAGGAAUGUAUUGCUCAGAGACAAGCAGGAAACAACGGAGAACAGGAGCCUGCCUUGCAAGCAAAAUCUGCAGAAGUUGACAGUUCUGGCGAAGAAGCACCGGGCGUUUUCAAGGGCAAGAAGUCAAAAGCUGUGGCGAAAGCAGGUGGCUUGGAUCAGUAUGACAUCAUGCUUGCACUUGGGAUCGCGGCUGAGGACAUCCCCAAGUUUACGGAUCCGAAGUACUGGCUGGAGUUCUUUCCGCCUUUGGCAGUUAAGGACAUGAAGAAGUUCGGGGCGGCAGUAGAUUGGCGUCGCACGUUCAUCACGACGGACCUGAACCCCUACUUCGACGCCUUUGUUCGGUGGCAAUUCCUCAAACUCAAGGAGAAAUACCUUGCAAAUGGUAAGCGUCAGACGAUCUUCUCUAUCACAACUCAGCAGCCGUGUGCAGAUCACGACCGGUCAGAAGGGGAAGGCGUCAACCCUCAAGAAUACACUCUGAUAAAACUGAGAGUCAAAGAGUUGCCUGAAGAUUGGACGUCGGUGCUUGGAGACGGCAAGGUCUUCUUGGUGGCAGCUACGUUGCGACCCGAAACCAUGUAUGGGCAGACAAACUGCUUCGUCUUGCCAGAAGGUGAGUAUGGUUUCUUUCGUAUGCGUGGAGGAGACAUUUUCGUCUGCAGCCAGCGCUCUGCAUUGAACAUGUGCUAUCAGGACUUGGCGGAGAGUUCCGAGGACAAGCAGCCGGUUUGCCUGAUGACAAAGACUGGUGCAGACCUGGUUGGGCUUCCACUCGAUGCCCCGCUAUGCCAGUACCCCACAAUUCAUGUAUUGCCGAUGUUCACCAUCUCCAUGCAGAAGGGGACAGGUGUUGUCACCAGUGUCCCGGCUGAAGCACCGGACGAUUUUGCCUGUCUCACGGACUGGAAGAAGCGCUCCAACUGGCGAGAGCAAUAUGGAGUCAAAGAAGAGUGGUGCCAGCCUUUCGAUGUUGUCGACAUCCUUACAUUUCCAGAUGCAGAAGAAGAUGUGCCGUCAGCACCAGCUAUUUGCGAAGCAAUGAAGAUUGAGUCCCACAGAGACAAGGACAAGCUGGCUGCUGCCAAGAAAGAUGUUUAUCAAAAGGGCUUCUAUUCUGGAGUCAUGAAGGUUGGCCCGUAUGCAGGACAGAAAGUGAUUGACGUGAAGGCCAAGAUCAAGCAAGACCUCAUCGAUGAAGGAGCUGCGGUACCAUACUUUGAGCCUGAGGCUAAAGUGGUUGCACGUUCUGGUGAUGAAUGUGUCGUGGCGCUGUGUGAUCAGUGGUACUUGAAGUAUAGCGAUGAAGAGUGGACCAGCAGAGUUCGCAAGCAUGUCUCCGAGAAUUUCGAAAUGUUCAGUGAGCCUGCAAUGAAUGCUCUUACACAUGCAGUCGGCUGGCUCGGCGAUUGGGCAUGCUCGCGGACCUUCGGCUUGGGGACAAAGCUUCCUUGGGAUGAGCAGUGGCUGAUCGAAAGCCUCAGUGAUUCAACAGUUUACAUGGCUUACUACACAGUGGCGCAUCUCCUCGAAGGUCUGGAAGGAGAAGACAAGAUCGAAGCCAGUGAUUUGACAGAGGAUGUCUUCGAUUACGUCUUCAGCAUCAGCGAGACUCCUCCAGAGAAUUCGGGUAUUUCAACCGAGGUGCUUGCGAAGAUGAAGCGCGAGUUUCAAUAUUGGUAUCCAGUUGAUCUGAGAUGCUCGGGCAAGGACUUGAUUCAGAACCAUUUGACAAUGUCGCUCUUCAAUCAUGCCGCCGUGUGGCCAGAGGAGCGUUUCUGGCCAAAGGCAUUCUAUUGCAACGGUCACAUCAUGGUCGAUUCCGAGAAGAUGUCAAAAUCCAAAGGAAAUUUUCUGACAUUGGAGGAGGCGAUCAGCUCCUACUCCGCAGAUGCAACCCGCAUCGCAUGUGCAGAUAGUGGUGAUGGCCUGCAAGAUGCCAACUUCUCCAGGGAGUCCUGUGGGAAGACCAUCCUUCGAUUGACCACGCUUCAAGCCUGGGCGGAGGAUGCAGUCAGCAGUUUGCCAAGCAUGCGAACUGGAGACUUCACGUUUUUGGAUGACAUCUUCAGCAACGAAAUCACCAAGAGUGUGGUGGCUGCUCAGGAGGCAUACUCGGGAAUGCUUUUCAGUGAUGCUUUGAGAUCUGCCCUCUACGACAUGGAGAACCUGCGCUCUCAGUAUAGCAUUCUCACGAAUGGCGACAUGCAUGCAGAUGUGAUCCAACGGCUUUUGGUUUCCCAAACAAUCAUCCUGUCCCCGAUUGCUCCGCAUUUCUGUGAACACCUGUGGCGAAACGUUCUCGGCAACGAGACCCUGGUCGUGCAAGAAGCGUGGCCCACUCCGGAGAAGGAGUACGAUCCUUUUCUUUCGCGACAGUAUGCCCUAAUUCAGGGCACACUCCGCACCUUCCGCCUGCAGCUGGAGAAGUUCAAGAGCCCAAAGAAGAAGAAGAAAGGACAGCAAGCUCAGGGGCCCCCUCCCACACCAAACAAAGCUAUAGUCUUCGUGGCCAAAAGCUACAAGGAUUGGCAGGUUGAUGUGCUGAAGGUCCUGCAGACGGUCGAGCUGACUGCAGAGAAUGAGCCUGUAGACAAAAACUUCAUGGGACAAGUCCGCGCAGCAGAGAAUAUCAAAGACCUGCCGAAGCCUGUCAUGAAGCAAGUUAUGCCAUUUGCCUCGUUCGUCAUGAAGCAGGAGGUCAAAGCGAGAGGCUCCGAGGCUCUGGAGUUGGAGUUGCCCUUCGACGAGGCAGCCAUGUUGCGCGAUCUGAGUGAGGUGAUAAAGGCGCAGUUGGGCGUUGAGACGCUGGAAGUUGUGAGUGCUGCUGAAGAGCAUCCUCUGGGCUAUGACCAGCAGCGUGAUGCUGCCGGACCAGCAAAGCCACAGAUCGUUUUCCUAGCUGACCAGAAUUGUGGGGAAGGCGUGCAGUUUGAUGAUCCUUGGUUCGAGCUUUCCGUAGAGCUCGAGCCGCCUCCGAUGUUGAAUUGGAACAGCCCGCAUUUCUUGCGCACCAUGUCGCCUUGGGCCUGGUCUGCACGUGUGCACAGAUGGCAGAUUCUGCACAUCAUCACUCUAGCCAAGUUGUUUUCUGCUUCGCACAAUGCGAUGGCCGAAAGCUGCUCGAAGAUUAGCAGUGCUCGCUGUGUCUGUCACGAUCCAGAGAGCGGCAAGCUCGGGCGACGUGUCAGUUUGCUGAGUGCUGCAUCUGGCUUUGGUUCUGAGGUUGUGGCAUCUGACACAGAGAGCUGGCUGGUGAGGCCGUGCUGCAUUCUGCAGCAGCGAUUUGAGUUGCGCCAUGGCAGCCACACCUGUCAGAUGUUCCACGGACUGCAACGGGCGAAACCAAUGCGAGGAGGUGUGGAUAUGGGUAGCUUUUCUUGCUCAUGUAGUCAGACCCGAUGCUGUGGUGAUGCUCAGCCUGUGAUCGAUUGUGGUGCCACGGGCAGCUAUGGCUCCAGUUAUGCCGGGGUGAUUUCUCAGAUCCUGCCACGCAGGAUGCCGUUUCCUGCGACCGUCCCACGAAAAGCUCAGACCUCUCAGGCCUCACAGCUCGCAGGUCUGCGUAAGGACAUUGAUCGCUUUCUGGACCCUCAAAGCUCACAGCCUGUGCCUGUGAAUGCCGGGACUUCCGUGGAUGUGCCUGGUGCGUGCGUUGUGUCGCAAGGCCAAAACUUCUCAGAGAUCCAGAGGCUCUCGCAGAGCAACGAGGAGCUGCAGCGAGCUUUGGAAGGGGUUCGACAAGAAGUGAAGACGAAGUCGAAGACUAUGUCCAGUCUCAACAGCACUCAGAGAAGCCAGCUCAGCAAUGUCAAAAAGGAAUGUACCGAGCUGCGAGAAGAUGGCAGAGCAAAGAAGAGGCGGAUAAGUGAGAUGGAGGAUGCGAUCCUGAAGCUGCAGCGUGAGCGGGACAAGCUUGCACAUGACUUGCAAGAAGCCCAAGAGCGUUCACAGCGUGAUCUACAGGCUAUGCAGACCAAAGCUGCGGAAGAAUGUCGAAAACAGGAACUCACAAUCUCUCAGCUUGAGUCAAGGCUCGAGCAGCUUGCCGAAGCGACCAAGCCCACCGCCAAAGACCAUGAGCCUGCAGCCACCAGGAUUUCUGAGCUGGAGCAGGAGGUCCUUGCGUUGCGGAUGCUUCUGAAGGAAUGGUGGCCAGAGAAAGAACUUGCUGGCCAACUACAAGCAAAGCAUCUUGAGCUUGACGGCGAGCUUCGGCAGCUGCAAACUGCACGAAAAGAUCUGCUGGCAGCCAGGGAGCGGAUCAGAACCUUGGAGCAGAGCCAGACAUCUCUGACGUCUGCUUUGGGAGCACGGGACUCUUCAAUCCAAGAGCUCCGACAGUCCGGCGCCGCCAAUUCCCUCGCGAAGCAGGACCUCGUCGCUUUGGAGGAGGUCGUCUCGGAGAUACUUGAAGCUGCCAACGAGUGUCGAAUCGGUGGAAGCUUCCUGCCAACGGCCGGAAAGACAGCCGCGGCGAACCUGCGACUUGCUUGGUCUUUCCUGCAGUCGCGCCUGGCUACUGAAAGCCAGAAGCGCAUGCAAGCUCAGCGCGAGCUGGAUGCCACUGCAGAGAAGCAGAAAAGCAUGCAAGUUGAGCUCAGCAAGCUCAGGGUGGAAGCGGCACGUUGCGAGGAACUGAAGAAGCAGCUCCAGGACUCGCAGUCUGAAAUCUACUCUCUUCGCGAGGGAUCGGCUGGUAAGACUCCGGAAGUCGAUCGAGAAAGGACGGAGGAAUCCCUGGAGCUACAGAGGCAGGUGGCAGCAAAGCAGCAGGCCAUCGAUGCCAUCACAACAGAGGCUGAGUCCCUGCGCAGCCAGCUGAGUCAACUGAUGGAUGUGGAAGGCAAGGCUAGAAAGCUGGAGCGAGUAAAUGCCGAACUCUGGGAAGCCAACAAGGAGCUUGAGAGUCGGGUCGAAAGAUUGGAGAGCGCCAAUGCUGAGGAAGCAGAUUUUGACCCACGAACAACGAAAGUCUUGCAUCUUACAAGAGGUCCAGUGCAACAGGUUGAUGCCCACGCGAGUGGCGCCAGUGGUGACUUGGAGCAGCAGCAGGCAUCAAGACAGUUGGACCGCUUCAAGAAAGCCAUGCGCAAGUAUGUGCAGGAAUUCAGAGAGGGCAUUUAUCACCUCUUAGGCUGGAAGGUGGAGAUGAAGGGCGAUGGAAGUUCAAUGCGAUGGCACCUAACUUCGAGGUAUCAUGAAGGCCAGGAGCUGGUUUUCCAGCUCCGACCUGCAAGCACUGGACAUCCCGCUGAGUUCGACUUGUUGGGAACUGUUUGGGCAGAGCAGUUGCAGGGUGACCGUCAGGCAAUGGCAUACCUUGAGGUCUACAGCUCUAUUCCCGGCUUCCUGGCGCACGUGACCGUUGAUCGCCUUGCCCAGCAGUUUGUGCUGGAGAACAAGUUCAGCAUCACGCCUGCCCAUAUCAGGGGUCCGCUUCAAGACUCCCAAUACUGCCUCGACUCCUGCCCGCAGACUCCAGAGGACUGUGAGCUCAGCGCCUGGGGAGAAUGGAGUGCUUGCAGCCUCAACGUCACGAAUCAGAGGGAGCGAAACCGAAGCGUGGUUGUUCUUCCCGCACGAGGUGGCGCCGAGUGUCUUGGUGCCCUUCUAGAGACAGAGGAUUGCGGCUCCGCCGAUACCGAGAGCGGCGACUGCGUGCUUUCCACGUGGAUGGACUGGAGCCCAUGUAAGUCGUGCGAAGACAAGCAACGAGGACGCCUCCGAACAAUUCUUCAUCAUGCCAAGCAGGGUGGAAGGCACUGUGAAGAUACACUUAGCGAGACAUCUGCGUGUCCCUGCUCAAACACCGAAGUGCCUGGUGACUGUGUGUUGCAAGACUGGACUGACUGGAGUGUUUGCAACGGCACCGAUGACCGCGAACGGCGCCGGACACGUCAGAUCCAAGAAGCCACAGAUUCGGGCGAGGCAUGCUCUGGGCCAGUUGUUGAGGUGUUGCCGUGUGACCCAGCGUCCUCGUCAGAAACACCCGCCACCGACUGCGCCUUUGCGGACUGGUCGGACUGGCAGCUCUGUGACAAGUCCUGUGACGGAGGUCAGACUGUCAGGACCCGCGCAAUCGGAACUCCGGCUGCGUCCGGUGGUACUCCUUGCAGCGGCGGCUUAAAGGAGACUGCGUCGUGCAACACCUUGUCUUGCAGUCUUUACCACCAGCCCUGUCGACCUUCGCAGUGGACCGAAUGGGGAGCUUGCACUACGACUUGUGGCCCCGGCAGCUCUUCCCGCAGCCGCACCUUUGCGGAGGCAGACCUGGGUGGAGAACCUUGCUCGUUGACGCUGGCCGAGACCAAGUCAUGCACCACAGGCUCUAGACAGGACUGCGGGGUUCAGGAUUGCAUGAUUGACGACUGGUCAGACUGGAAGUCUUGUACGAAGACAUGCAGUGGGGGAAUCACCGAGCGCCAUCGAAAGAUCACGCAGCACGCUUCUAUGGGAGGAAAGCCUUGUGAUCUUAACGAAGACCAGCUGGAGGAGGUCAAAGCAUGCGGUGCGGGUGCAUGUGAAGUCAACGACAACUGUUCAGACGGCAAGUGGGGUGCAUGGGAAGGCUGGACUGAUUGCACAAAGACCUGCCGCGGUGGAUUCCGCUUGUCACAACGAAGGGUGGUGAAGGAGGCGAAUUAUUGUGGUACUCCAGCCCAAGGAGUUGCCACAAAGAUCGAAAGGCCUUGCUAG